Frankliniella occidentalis (western flower thrips) is the source of this 843-nucleotide messenger RNA. Its product is annotated as trinucleotide repeat-containing gene 18 protein-like. The transcript has 4 exons. NCBI's taxonomy places the organism in Eukaryota, Metazoa, Arthropoda, Insecta, Thysanoptera, Thripidae. The record is from RefSeq and is a predicted model, not a curated record. Bases 457 to 843 code for a protein of 128 amino acids.
GAGCCGGCCACGGGACGGCCGCACCGCGAGAGCAGAGCAGGAGUCGAGCCGGGGCCCCGCGCCGCACGCUCGCGCACGCCCGCGAGCCGCACGCCGGGCCGGGAAUAAGUGCGGCAGUGACAGCCCCACCUGCCGUGUAGUGCAGGCUGCAGGACCCGGGAACCAAAACCUGGCAAAAUCAACACCGCGGCAGUUCUACAUUUGUGACGGUGCGCGCGCUUUCGCCCCCGCGCGCGCGCGGGAAGAGUGAUGUGAUGUGAGCGGUGUCGCGACCAUGUGGAUUACGUCAAUCUUCGCCGCCACUGGAACGCACCCAACAGGAGCCGCGCCCUGAGCAGGACAGGACACCCCGAACACCAGGGUCAUGCGGAGGAAGAGGAGGAAGUGAGAGGGGGCUGGGGGCGGCGGGCCUGAAGGUGGGCCGGCCCCGCACCUGCACCCUCGCGUCGUGUAGCCAUGACGGUGCCCGGCCCCUACCUGCCCCCGGACAAGGUGUACGAGGAGGCCACCCCCCAGGUGCGACUGGCGGCCCAGCGCGCCCAAGCGGACGCGGAGAGGACGUCCACCACGACGACGACCAGCUCCAGCAGGACGACGAGCCACUCCGACCCGGCGGCGCGCUCCUGCAGCAGCAGCUGCUCCGACUGCGAGGGCGGCGAGGAUGGUGAGCGGGACGAGGCGGCGAGCAGGACCAGCGGGACGAGCAGGGCGAGCCGGCGGCAGCAGCAGCUGGAGGAGCUGUGCUGCGAGUUCCUGCUGCGGCACCGCAUCAACCCGGAGCUGCUGUGCGCCUACAGGGGCAAGGGCCGCCGCGGCUCAAGUAAUAAGCCUUACAUGGAAUAA